UCAUUGGCUGUGCCAGCCGACGCUGUGGCAGCCCCAUGGGGAGGUGUGGGCUGUGAGGCACCUAGUCUCCGCAGCCCCCAGGACCGAGGCCUCUCUUCGCCAUGUGAAUGAACCACCUUCUAACAGAUCUCCAGCCUUGGUCAAGCCUGCAGAUGAGAUGACUGCCGAUCCUGGGGACACCUCUGCGCACCAGCUUGCCUGUUCCCACGCUCCUGAGCCUCAGAGACCGCCGGAGCCUCAACAGAAAGCUCCUUUAGUUCCUCCGCCUCCACCUCCUCCUCCACCACCACCACCACUGCCAGACCCUACUCCCCCGGAGCCAGAGGAGGAGAUCCUGGGAUCAGAUGAUGAGGAACAGGAGGAUCCUGCGGAUUACUGCAAAGGUGGCUAUCAUCCAGUGAAAAUUGGAGACCUCUUCAAUGGCCGAUACCAUGUUAUUAGAAAGCUAGGAUGGGGGCACUUCUCUACUGUCUGGCUGUGCUGGGAUAUGCAGGGGAAAAGAUUUGUUGCAAUGAAAGUUGUAAAAAGUGCCCAGCAUUACACAGAGACAGCCUUGGAUGAAAUAAAAUUGCUCAAAUGUGUUCGAGAAAGUGACCCCAGUGACCCAAACAAAGACAUGGUGGUCCAGCUUAUUGAUGACUUCAAGAUUUCAGGCAUGAAUGGAAUACAUGUGUGCAUGGUCUUUGAAGUGCUUGGCCACCAUCUCCUCAAGUGGAUCAUCAAAUCCAACUAUCAGGGUCUCCCAGUACGUUGUGUGAAGAGUAUCAUUCGACAGGUCCUCCAAGGUUUAGAUUAUCUACACAGUAAGUGCAAGAUCAUUCACACUGACAUAAAGCCGGAAAACAUCCUGAUGUGUGUGGAUGAUGCGUAUGUGAGAAGAAUGGCGGCUGAGGCCACGGAGUGGCAGAAAGCAGGUGCUCCUCCUCCUUCAGGGUCUGCAGUGAGUACGGCUCCACAGCAAAAACCUAUAGGAAAAAUAUCUAAAAACAAGAAGAAAAAGCUGAAAAAGAAACAGAAGAGGCAGGCCGAGUUGUUGGAGAAACGCCUGCAGGAGAUAGAAGAACUGGAGCGAGAAGCUGAAAGGAAAAUAAUAGAGGAGAACGUCAGCUCAGCUGCACCUUCCAAUGGACAAGAUGAUGAGUUUCACCCGGAGGUGAAGCUAAAAGCGGCAGGACUGGAGGAGACAGCAGAGGAAGAGACCACGAAGGACAAGGGUGAAGCUGAAGACCAGGAAGAGAAAGAAGACACUGAAAAAGAAAAUGUCGAAAAAGAUGAAGACGAUGUCGAUCAGGACCUUGGCAGCAUAGACCCUGCGUGGACUGAGUCCCCCAAAGCAAAUGGCCACAUUGGGAACGGCCCCUUCUCCCUGGAGCCGCAGCUGGACGAGGAGGAGGAGGACGACGAUGACUGCCCGAACCCUGCUGAGUACAGCCUGGAGGAGCCCAACGCAGACAGCGAUUACACCUACAGCAGCUCCUACGAACAGUUCAACGGUGAACUGCCAAACGGACAGCAUAAGAUGCCAGAGCCCCAGUUUCCAGAGUUUCCCACCUCCUUGUUUUCGGGGCCCUUGGAACCUGUGGCCUGCGGCUCUGUGCUUUCCGAUGGGUCACCACUUACCGAGCAGGAGGAAAGCAGUCCCUCCCAUGACAGAAGCAGGACGGUUUCAGCCUCCAGUACUGGGGAUUUGCCAAAAACAAAAACCCGGGCGGCCGACUUGUUGGUGAACCCCCUGGAUCCUCGGAAUGCAGAUAAAAUUAGAGUAAAAAUUGCUGACCUGGGAAAUGCUUGCUGGGUGCAUAAACACUUCACCGAGGACAUCCAAACGCGUCAGUACAGAUCCAUCGAGGUGCUGAUAGGAGCAGGCUACAGCACGCCUGCAGACAUCUGGAGCACAGCAUGCAUGGCAUUUGAGCUGGCCACUGGAGACUAUUUGUUUGAACCACAUUCCGGAGAAGACUAUUCCAGGGAUGAAGACCACAUAGCCCACAUCAUAGAGCUGCUAGGCAGUAUCCCAAGGCACUUUGCUCUAUCUGGAAAAUAUUCUCGGGAAUUCUUCAAUCGCAGAGAUCACAUAGCAUUGAUCAUUGAACUGCUGGGGAAAGUCCCUCGAAAAUACGCUAUGUUGGGGAAAUACUCCAAGGAGUUUUUCACCAGAAAAGGAGAACUGCGACACAUCACCAAGCUGAAGCCCUGGAGCCUCUUCGAUGUACUUGUGGAAAAGUAUGGCUGGCCGCAGGAAGACGCUGCGCAGUUCACGGAUUUCCUCAUCCCCAUGUUAGAAAUGGUUCCAGAGAAACGGGCCUCUGCUGGUGAAUGCCUUCGGCAUCCUUGGUUGAAUUCUUAGCAAAUCUACAGAUACACCAUUCAGAGCUAGCAAGUGUUUUCCAGUACACUGGACCUAAACGGUGACUCUCAUUCUUUAACAGGAUUACAAGUGAGCUGGCUUCCUCUUCAGACCUUUAUUUUGCGCUGAGGUACUGUUGUUUGAUAUUCUGCUCUGUGUGCACUGUGAUCCUGGGAAGGGUAGUCUUCUGUCUUCAGCUAAGUAGUUGACCAUUUUCUUCUGGAAACAAUAACAUGUCUCUAAGCAUUGUUUCUUGUGUUGUGUGGCAUUCAAAUGUCAUUUUUAUUUUGAAUGAAAAACUCUUUCCCCUUUGUGUUUUGGCAGGAUUUGUAACUAUUUAUGAAGAAAUAUUUUAGCUGAGUACUAUAUAAUUUACAAUCUUAAGAAAUUAUCAAGGUGGAACCAAGAAAUAGCAAGGAAAUGUACAAUGUUAUCCUCUGGCAAAGGGACAUCAUUCCUGUAUUAUAGUGUAUGUAAAUGCACCUUGUAAAUGUUGCUUUCCACUAAAUAUGGGGUGGGGACUCGAGUUUCAGAAAAGCUGCCCGGCGCCAAAUGUCCUGUAGCGGAGCUGCACAAGGCGGCCCGCUGCUCCAGGGCUGUGCACAUUUCUUCCUCGCAGUCCAUGUGCGGUGGCUCCGGGCUGCCAGAUGUUGCUCCCUGUGCGGCGCUUUACGGGAAGGAGACAGGCUUGCUCUAACACACACAAUAAGUCAGCAGUCCCAUUUGUAUUUUUGCAUAUUUUUAAGAGUACUUUUAAAGAAAAAAAGUGAUUUCCCUUUAAAAACGUGAUGGCCUGGUACCAUGUGGUGUUGCUUCCUCCGAGCACUGUAAGUUAAAUGUAUAGAUUAAAUUGGACAAGAGAAACAUGUUCAGUGUGUGGAAUGACUGUAUAUAUGUAUGUGUAUAUAUAUGUAUAUAUACACAUAUAUAUAUGAUCAUGUUUGUCUAAAACAUAAGGUACGUACAGUAUAUACAGCUGCAGUGCACUGAGCAAAGUCCUCCUCACAGCUCGAAGGUGACAGUGAUCACAUCCAUUCCAUAGGCAGCUUGAUGUGUGGCUACAUGAACUUUACCAGCUUUCUUGUCUUCUUUCCAUGAAUGAGAAAAUGAUUUUCCUUCUCUGGGUUGCACAGUUUUUGUUCUGCACUUCCUCAAAGUUAACUGUAGAAUCCAGGACACAAACCAUUAUUAGUAGGCAAUACAAUUUUAGACUAUAUGGAGGUAUGUAGCCUCUUUUAGAAGUCAGUGGAUUGAUUGUGUUUUUAUUUUAAAUUUUACAUUCAUUAAGGUGCCUCGUUUUUCCUGACUUUGUCCAUUAACAUUUAUCCACAUGCCUUUGCAAUAACUAGGUUGUGAAAAGCUAACAAGUAUUGUAACAAUAACCUAUUGUUUGAGGUGCUUGCAGUUGUCUUAAAAAUUAAAGUAUUUUGUUUUUCUCCCCCAGACAUUGCCUUGGUCUUUGCCCUGUAUUUGAAGGGAUAGAAUCAACGUGCGCUGGCUCAGUGUGUACUGUCACCAGAAGUAAAGGGAACAGCAGCGUCCCUGUGGCAGCAAGUGUAGUUGUAGAGUGUGAAUUAAGGUUUUUGGUAAGGACAUUAGUACAUGUUUUCUAAGGCCAGAAUGGAUUUAGGAAAGAGGUUAAUUCUAGAUACAUUAUCUAGAAUUUCAGUAAUUCUUUUUUAUCCAGGCUUCAUCAAAAACCAUUCUAAUUGCAUUUUGCUUGAGCUUUUCAAACAUUUUUAAAAACACCAUUCAUUCUGAGGGAACAAGACACAUACUCCUCCUAGGAAGUAGCAUUGUAUCACAUGUUUCUGUGAGGUAGAAUAUACCAUUCUAUUCUGAGAUGUGCAUGCUGUUUUCCUGAUGAGGCUUAGGUCUCUACGUCCGUUCUUUGACAGAAGUUGGUCAUAGGCCGGUGGUGCCAUGAUUUCCAUAGGACAUAUCCUUGCAAGAACUACAGAGUACGUUUAUAUCCCCCUGUGUCUAGAAUAAGUAUCAGAAUGAUUGUACACUUGACAAAUUUAUCUUAAGUUUCAGUUCAUAUUGGAAAAGAAACUAGAUGAUUAUUGUAUUAGGUACCAUGUGGCUUUUAGCGAUUCUUGGUGGCUGCUUUGUUAGAGAAUGCAUCGGGCUGGGGAACUUCUGGUCAUGCUAAACAUGAGCCAGUUCACUGAAUUGAGUGGAGUGUCCUUACUUUCCCCACAUGAAGUCUUCAUGGAACAUCACAAGCAGUGGUCACGUGUGCUCGGGUAGCAGAGCCAGAAGCUGGCUGGCUGGCUGGCUGGCUGGCAAUUGGCAGGAGAGCUCCACAGAGGAGAGCAGAGGUGUCUAUGGAGAGCUGCAAGAGGCACAAGAGGCACACACCUUUUGGGUGAAACUGAUUCGCCGCUGCUUCUUUCCCUGGACCAGAUGUAACUUAUAAGGAAACUUUCCAUGAGAGCAGAGAGCUUGUUUCUUUUUAUAGUUCCACUUUUUUCUCCCCAUUUUCAGAUGAAUGUUUGGUAGAGGCUAGCAUUUAAUUAAGGAUUUUCCUUCAUCAUCAUAACAUUAUUUAAUACUCUGUAGUUUGUACAUGAGUUUCUGUAUGCUUUAAUUCUAUAGCAGGCCAUUCUGAAGCAAUGAGCAAUCAAGAAUGCUCAGGAGGGUCCUUUUAAAGAGAUAAAUAUUGGUAUUUAAUGUAAGAAACUAUCAGGUGAUGGAUGAUGUAAAGCCAUUUCUUCUCAAAUGUUUGUGAAUGCCAUAAGUACAAUUUUGCUUCACAAGUCAAGGAUGGCAAAAUUGAUUUGUGUUUUAAAACCUGAAGCUGAUGAGCAUUUGAACCCUAAAAAUGUGCUGUAUUAAUGCACAAUCAUAAGCUAAUUUUCAAAAGGAAAUGAAAAUUAAAAGCAUAAAACAUGA
Messenger RNA from Octodon degus (degu), 5245 nucleotides. RefSeq names its product SRSF protein kinase 2 (gene Srpk2). The record is from RefSeq and is a predicted model, not a curated record. Lineage: Eukaryota; Metazoa; Chordata; Mammalia; Rodentia; Octodontidae. Gene Ontology annotation, molecular function: ATP binding; protein kinase activity. The coding region runs from base 158 to 2347 and encodes 729 amino acids. The transcript has 16 exons. Gene Ontology annotation, biological process: spliceosomal complex assembly; regulation of mRNA processing; protein phosphorylation.